Messenger RNA from Vigna umbellata (rice bean), 679 nucleotides. RefSeq lists its product as uncharacterized. The record is from RefSeq and is a predicted model, not a curated record. Gene Ontology annotation, molecular function: nucleic acid binding; zinc ion binding. NCBI's taxonomy places the organism in Eukaryota, Viridiplantae, Streptophyta, Magnoliopsida, Fabales, Fabaceae. Gene Ontology annotation, biological process: DNA-templated transcription; termination of RNA polymerase III transcription. Gene Ontology annotation, cellular component: RNA polymerase III complex.
AAACCUCCAAACGAAAACCCUUAUUCACUCUUCUCAUUCCAAAUCUUAAUCCAAUUUUCUUAUUCAAUAAUUAUCUUCUCUCUUAUAUGUGCGCUCCUUCGCAUCGCUAACUGAGGGAGAGAGUGUUGAGUGAAAGCAACUGAGAAGGAAAAAGUGUUUAGAAAACAUCGUCAAGUAUAGCGAUAUAGACGAUGGAGUUCUGCCCUACAUGUGGUAACAUGCUGCAGUUUGAAUUGCCCUAUUUGGAUCGGCCUGCAAGAUUUUUUUGUUCUGCUUGUCCAUAUGUUUGCCACGUCAACAAUAGGGUCAAGAUCAAAAGAAAGCAAAGGUUGGUGAAAAAAGAAAUAGAGCCUAUAAUCUCCCCAGAUGACAUGAAGAAUGCUCCAAAAACUGAGGCGACAUGCCCAUAUUGCGGUCAUGGCGAAGCUGCUUUCAAAGAAUUUCAGACUAGAUCUGCUGAUGAGCCAGCAACUCUAUUUUAUUGUUGCUUGAAUGAUAAAUGUCAAAAACAAUGGCGCGAAGAUUGAUUUCAACCUUGUCCUAUAUAUUUUUUCUUGUCCAAGGAUAGAAAAGCUUUUGAAGUUGAUUAUAAUUGGGCUUAUAUUACAGCCAAGUGGUUUUGAAUCAUUUUAAAAAUUGACAAAUGAAGAAGUGCUACGUAUCUUAGUUAUUGCUAUUA